Rotaria sp. Silwood1 is the source of this 861-nucleotide messenger RNA. Lineage: Eukaryota; Metazoa; Rotifera; Eurotatoria; Philodinida; Philodinidae. The record is from the annotation of a GenBank genome assembly.
AUGUUGGGUAAAACUUUUAUACUUUUUACACUUUAUAUUUUUAAUGCAAUGGCUUUAACAUCAGUUAAAGUACCAAAAUAUUUAGCUAUUUAUUAUGGACGGCCAUCGUUAGUUGAAAAUAGUCAAGGUAAUGUAACAGCAGCUAGUAAUUGGUUUGAACAAUUUGAUUUAAUCGUGUUUGGUGAUGGAAUUUGGAAGACUACACAUGGUGAUCAUGUGAAAACACAAGCUAUUAUGAGCAAUUUGAUUGCUCGUGGUAAAAAAGUGUUCGGAUAUGUUGAUUUAGGCGUUACAACACAAAAUUUAAAUAGAAAACAAAUGCGACAAGCUGUUGAUGGUUGGUCAUCUAUGGGUGCUAAUGGUAUAUUUUGGGAUGAUGCUGGCUAUGAUUAUAAUGUGACACGGCAACGUCAAUCGCGUAUGAUUCAAUAUUGUCAUUUAAAAAACAUGCAUGUUAUUAUGAAUGCAUGGAAUCCUGAUGAUGUACUUGGUGGAGCUCACUUCAUUAACAGAAUGGAAAAAAAAGCUGAUAAAUGUGCUAACUAUCAAAAACGUUUACGAGUCAAAAUGGCCUGUUUAUCAACGCCAAAGACAAACGAUCAAUUUACACAAGCAUGGUUUGGUACAGCUAUAUAUAAUUUCGAUUAUUUUCAAGCAACAGAGAUAACAUAUAGUUCGAGUAAUAAUAACCUUGCAUUUAAAGCUAAUCCAAGUUCGUCUUAUGGAAGAUAUUGGCGAAGUGAUACAAUAUCAUCGAAUGCAGAUAACACGUAUUUUUCACGUUCAACAGAAUCGUGGACAUUGAGCAUAGCUGGUGAUGGAGCAUCAUGGGGUUAUGGUACAUUUACUGCUAAUGGAUAA